UUAACUUCCUGGCAGGAUGAUUUAUUGUUGUAUAAGGAUGCUCACAUGCAGCACACAAUAAACAACAUGAAGUAUGUUGCAUAACAUUCCCAGUAAACGAAGAAUCUUGUAACUAGGUUUCAUAGUGACAGCUUUACACAGAUUAAUAAUAGUGCACUCAAUUUUGCUAGUUUUGUUAAUGAGAAUGGUGAAGUUACCUAUCCAUCCAUCACUUUUUGUGAAGUAUGUUCAUUCGGAGAUGGUAAAAUGGAUUUAAUGACCGAGAUGAAAUCAUGGAAAAAUACCUCACAUGCUGCUGUGAUAGAAUGGAUUAAACAGAAUGCCUUAAACAGAAGCCAGAUCUUCAACUUUGUUCAGCACAGACACAGCAGCAGAAUUUUCCCUUGCGAGACCAUAGAUUCCCCGACAGAGGCAUUGGUUGGAUUUCCCUGUGCAUUUCCGUUCCGUGUUAAUGAUUGCUCUAUCCGCUCGCCAGUAAAUCCUCUCCAAAGCCAAUUUUGUGAUUCAUUUCAAGAGAAAAAGGAGAUAAAGACCUUCAACAAAUGUACGGAAAUGCAUGAUGGAAGACCAUGGUGUGCUGUUCAUGUUUUUAAAAAUAGAUCAUUAGUUCCCUAUGGUUAUGCAUACUGCAAUACAACCUGCAAUGGAGAAAUGCCAUCAAAAGAGCGUCCAGAAUAUCUAGCAAGCUCUAAAUUUGAUGAAUUGUGGCAGGAAAGGAUAUUCAAUCUCAACUCCUAUGGUGGUGGCCAUUGUUUUACCUAUAAUCCCAACGAAACGUUUCUACCAGGAAGACCUGGACAUUUUAUAGCAAGAAUUGGGGAGGGUUUGGACAUGGACAAUUUGUGUGGCUAUAACAUACACAUUCAUUCUAAAGAGCAUUUCUGGGUGCACGAAGGUUUGGAUGAGACUGGUCAAGUAGAUGAGCUCUUUCUGCAUCCUGGAGAAUAUUUGGAGGUGUCAUUUGAGAGAUCUAAAGAGAGUAGGAUUAAGACUCACACUUUUGACUGCAUUAAAGAUAAGGAUUACAGUUUGACUGAUUGUAUCUUCAACUAUAUACAUCAAAGCGUAGGAUGCCAAUUAAACUGGUCAAGUAUUCCAGUAGGAAAUCUGCCUGCCUGUGAGGGUUUGGAAGAUAUUAAAAGAUUGAGCUUGCUUAUGUGGAGCUUACACUCAGCCCCUUUCAUUGAUCUCAGCAAACAAACAGGAUGCAAACUUCCUUGUGACAGAGAAAAGUUUCACCUUACGUCUAGUGUAACUGCUAAGAUUACCUGGGAUGUAAAUUGGACUUCAGAGUUCUAUAUGGAAGCAAAUUCCGGCAGGGUAGAGGUAUUUGAAGAAAAGCUAAUCUUUGAUAAGAUUGACCUGCUAAAUGGAAUUGGAGGAUUUCUGGGACUGAUACUUGGAUACUCUUUCUUAUCCAUAGUAGAAUACUUUUUCUCAAAAUGUUAAAAUCAAAAAAAUAUGUUUUGAUAAAGUUACUACAGGUAUAGAUUGCCAUGCAAAAAUGCUUAUUUAAGGUAUUCUAAAACGUUAUCUUAUACAGGGUGUCCCAAUAUACAUGGUAAUUCAGUGACGAAUUCGAUAUCGUCUUUUCA
This is a messenger RNA of Eurytemora carolleeae, 1595 nucleotides long. RefSeq lists its product as uncharacterized. The transcript is spliced from 6 exons. Bases 247 to 1449 code for a protein of 400 amino acids. Gene Ontology annotation, biological process: sodium ion transport. Gene Ontology annotation, molecular function: sodium channel activity. The record is from RefSeq and is a predicted model, not a curated record. Gene Ontology annotation, cellular component: membrane. Lineage: Eukaryota; Metazoa; Arthropoda; Copepoda; Calanoida; Temoridae.